Saccoglossus kowalevskii is the source of this 2013-nucleotide messenger RNA. RefSeq names its product myb-like protein X-like. NCBI's taxonomy places the organism in Eukaryota, Metazoa, Hemichordata, Enteropneusta, Harrimaniidae. The record is from RefSeq and is a predicted model, not a curated record.
AUGAAUAUGCAAAAAGAUGACUUAGCUGAAGUGACUUCUGAUGAUCAUACUACUGCAACACUAAAAAGUAACCAAAAGAUGAAUGUUCAAAGAGAUGACACAGAUGAAGUGACGUCUGAUGAUUAUACUACUGCAACACCAAAAAGUAACCAAAAGAUGAAUGUUCAACAAGAUAACACAGAUGAAGUAACUCCUGACGAUCAUACUACAGUCAAUGUCGACACUAAUGAAGCAACACUAAAAAGUAAUCAAAAGAAGAAUGUUCAAAGAGAUGACACAGAUGAAGCAACUACUAAUUAUCAUACUACAGUCAACAUCGGCACUAAUGAAGCAACACUAAAAACUUACCAAAAGACAAAUGUUCAAAGAGAUGACACAGUUAAAGUGACUUCUGAUGAUCAUACUACUGCAACACUAAAAAGUAACCAAAAGAAGAAUGUUCAAAGAAAUGACACAGAUGAAGCAACUACUAAUUAUCAUACUACAGUCAACAUCGGCACUAAUGAAGCAACACUAAAAACUUCCAAAAAGCUGAGUCUCCACAAAGAUGACACAGUUGAAGUAACAACUAAUUAUCAUACUACAGUCAACAUCUACACUAAUGAAGCAACACUAAAGAGUAAUCAAACGACGAAUGUUCAAAGAGAUGACACAGAUGAAGUGACUUCUGAUGAUUAUACUACUGCAACACUAAAAAGUAACCAAAAGAUGAAUGUUCAAAGAGAUGACACAGAUGAAGUGACUUCUGAUGAUUAUACUACUGCAACACUAAAAAGUAACCAAAAGAUGAAUGUUCAAAGAGAUGACACAGAAAAAGUGACGUCUGAUGAUUAUACUACUGCAACACUAAAAAGUAACCAAAAGAAGAAUGUUCAAAGAGAUGACACAGAUGAAGUGACUUCUGAUGAUCAUACUACAGUCAAUGUCGACACUAAUGAAGCAACACUAAAAAGUAACCAAAAGAAGAAUGUUCAAAGAGAUGACACAGAUGAAGUAACUCCCGAUGAUCAUACUACUGCAACACUAAAAAGUAACCAAAAGAUGAAUGUUCAAAGAGAUGACACAGAUGAAGUGACUUCUGAUGAUCAUACUACUGCAACACUAAAAAGUAACCAAAAGAAGAAUGUUCAAAGAGAUGACACAGAUGAAGUGUCUUAUACUAACUCAACUUUUGAAGACAGAAGUACAAAUAAUAUGAUAGCAUAUGCAGAGUUCAACCAAAUGCUCUGUGAUAUUUCUGAUCAAAUUGAUGAUGAAACAUUGAAGACUUUGAAAGAACGGUGUGGUGAUAAUAUACCAGCAGCUAUGAAAAAAGAGGCAAAGAAUGCGUAUGACAUAUUUAUAUUGCUAUACAAACAUGGGCAUAUUGGACUUGAAAAAACCAAAUAUUUGGAAAGUCUACUGAAUGAUAUUGGCAGAGCAAAAUUGUCGGAUUUUGUGAAAAAGGUCCAAAAAGGAUCGUUCAUUGAUCAAAGCGACAUCUAUCCUGAAUAUAUGGAAGCUAGUGACAAGUUUAACAGAUUGCUCUGUGAUAUUUCAGAUGAAAUAAAUGAUGAAAAACUUCAAAAUUUGAAAAGUCGUUGCGAAACAAUUAUACCAGAGGGCAAAAGGGCAAAACUGAAAAGAGUAUAUGACGUGUUUAUGGAGUUAUGCCUGAGGAAGCAAAUAACACACAGUAACACACGUUAUCUGGAAAAAUGUCUAACAGAAAUUAAGGAGGGAAGGAUGCUUGAAAAAGUGCACAUGUAUCACAGAAUGAUAAAAGGAAUCCCUGAAAGCUCAGACAACAUAAUUUCUGGCUAUGAAGAAGCUUACCCACAGUUUGAUGAAAUGAUUUGGACCAUUUCAACUGAAAUAAACAAAGCCAGCAAGGAUCUAAAGCGCUCGUUGUCGCCUUCUAAGGGGCAGAAGAAGACCGGUAGCAGGAAGUGUCAGAAAAGGUCCAAGAACGUGGCCCUUGUGGUAGGAAGUUCUGGCAUUUCCGGGGUCCAGGGAGCCACAAAGUCUCGUUAA